This is a messenger RNA of Sturnus vulgaris (Common starling), 6491 nucleotides long. The record is from RefSeq and is a predicted model, not a curated record. Lineage: Eukaryota; Metazoa; Chordata; Aves; Passeriformes; Sturnidae.
AGCUGUGCUGCCUGCGAGCAGGUGCAGCUGCAGCUCCAGCCUUGCUGCUGCCUCGCAUUUGUAACACCCUCACUGCUUCCGGUCAUUCGUUCCAGGGCAGGAAUGACACCAGCAUUUCUGAGCUCUUCUUGUGCUUUCUCCCAGAACAGUCAGGGAGAGCAGACUUCGUGAUCUCCAUGCUAACUACCAGCCUGCCUGCUCCCAGUUCUCCCUACUUCUGCCAGUGAUGACAUUCAGCUUGCUCCUCCACACAGGAUACAGCACUACUUCCUCAUUAUGUAAGGCAGUCUAGGUCAAGUGUAGGAGAGACACUGCUGGCCCGAGCAAGCUGCUGGAUUGCUCCCUCAGCUUCAUGGGGUCUGGAAGCUGGAUCCUCAUCUUUGCUACAUCUUCUUGGUAUUUUCCUAUGCAGAAGAAUAAAUGGUAAUUAAAAUGUGCAGGAUGAAAAGAUGGAGCAGUCAGUGCUUGUACCACCAGGACCAGACAGCUUCCAAUACUUCACUAGAGAGUCUCUUGCAGCUAUUGAACAGCGCAUUGCUGCAGAAAAAGCCAAGAAUCCUAAACAAGAUCGUAAAGACGAUGAUGAAAAUGGGCCAAAACCAAACAGUGAUUUGGAGGCAGGAAAAACACUCCCCUUCAUAUAUGGUGACAUACCUCCAGGAAUGGUGUCUGAGCCCUUGGAAGACAUGGACCCAUAUUACAUCAACAAAAAAACCUUUAUAGUAUUGAAUAAAGGGAAGGCAAUCUUCCGAUUCAGUGCCACCUCUGCCCUGUACAUUUUGACACCCUUCAACCCUCUUAGAAAAAUAGCUAUUAAAAUUUUGGUACAUUCAUUAUUCAGCAUGCUUAUCAUGUGCACUAUUUUGACCAACUGCGUAUUUAUGACCAUGAGUAACCCUCCAGACUGGACAAAGAAUGUAGAGUAUACAUUCACUGGCAUUUACACAUUUGAGUCACUAAUAAAAAUCAUUGCAAGAGGCUUUUGCUUAGAAGAUUUUACUUUUCUUCGAGAUCCAUGGAACUGGCUUGAUUUCACUGUCAUUACCUUUGCAUAUGUGACAGAGUUUGUGGACCUGGGCAAUGUCUCAGCGUUGAGAACAUUCAGAGUUCUCCGAGCUUUGAAAACAAUAUCAGUCAUUCCAGGCCUGAAGACUAUUGUAGGAGCCCUAAUUCAGUCCGUGAAGAAGCUCUCAGAUGUGAUGAUCCUGACUGUGUUUUGUCUGAGUGUAUUUGCACUGAUAGGGCUGCAGCUGUUCAUGGGCAACCUGAGGAAUAAAUGCCUGCAGUGGCCUCCAGAAAAUUUUACUUUGGAAACAAAUAUUACCUCCCAGCUAAACAGCACUAUAGGUGAAAAUGGCACAUUGGUUAAUUCAACAGUGACUCCGUUUGACUGGAAGGGGUACAUUGAAGAUGAAAGUCAUUUUUAUUUUCUGGAAGGGCAAAACGAUGCUCUGCUUUGCGGAAAUAGCUCUGAUGCUGGGCAGUGCCCAGAAGGAUAUACUUGUGUGAAAGCUGGCAGAAACCCCAACUAUGGCUACACAAGUUUUGACACCUUCAGCUGGGCUUUCUUGUCACUGUUUCGGUUAAUGACUCAGGACUUCUGGGAAAACCUCUAUCAAUUGACUCUUCGUGCUGCUGGGAAGACAUACAUGAUCUUUUUUGUCCUGGUGAUUUUUCUGGGCUCUUUCUACCUGAUAAACCUGAUCCUGGCUGUGGUCGCCAUGGCCUACGAAGAACAGAAUCAAGCAACCUUGGAAGAAGCAGAGCAGAAAGAGGCAGAAUUUCAACAGAUGCUAGAACAACUGAAAAAGCAACAAGAAGCAGCACAGGCAGCAGCAGUGGCAGCAGCAGCAGUGACAGCAUCUGCAGAGUCCAGGGAGCCCAGUGCUGCAGGGGAAGCAGGAGGGCUCUCAGAAAGUUCCUCAGAUGCGUCAAAAUUGAGCUCAAAGAGUGCAAAAGAGAGGAGAAAUAGAAGGAAAAAAAGGAAACAGAAAGAGCAGUCUGGAGGAGAGGAAAAAGAUGAAGAUGAAUUUCACAAGUCUGAAUCAGAAGACAGCAUCAGAAGGAAAGGUUUCCGAUUAUCUAUUGAGGGCAAUAGACUGACAUAUGAAAAGAAGUAUUCUUCUCCACAUCAGUCCUUGCUGAGCAUUCGUGGCUCCCUGUUUUCCCCAAGGCGCAACAGCAGAACAAGUCUUUUCAGCUUCAGAGGUCGAGCAAAGGAUGUGGGAUCAGAAAAUGACUUUGCUGAUGAUGAGCACAGCACUUUUGAAGACAAUGACAGCAGAAGAGAUUCUCUGUUUGUGCCACGCAGACACGGUGAACGGCGCAACAGUAACAUUAGCCAGGCCAGUAGGUCAUCCAGGAUGCUGGCAGUGUUUCCAGUAAACGGGAAGAUGCACAGCACCGUGGAUUGCAAUGGGGUGGUUUCCCUGGUUGGUGGACCAUCUGUUCCUACAUCGCCUGUUGGACAGCUUCUGCCAGAGGUGAUAAUAGAUAAACCAGCUACUGAUGACAAUGGCACCACGACAGAACCAGAAAUGAGGAAGAGAAUAUCAGGUUCUUUUCACGUUUCUAUGGACUUCUUGGAAGAUCCAGCUUUAAGGGAAAGAGCCAUGAGUAUUGCUAGCAUCCUCACAAACACUGUGGAAGAACUUGAAGAAUCGAGACAGAAAUGCCCACCAUGUUGGUAUAAAUUUGCAAAUAUUUUCUUGAUCUGGGACUGCAGUCCACAUUGGUUAAAAGUUAAGCAUAUUGUCAACUUAGUGGUGAUGGAUCCGUUUGUUGACCUGGCUAUUACAAUUUGCAUUGUUUUAAAUACACUCUUCAUGGCUAUGGAACAUUAUCCGAUGACUGAUGAAUUCAAUAAUGUACUUUCAGUUGGAAACCUGGUCUUCACUGGAAUCUUCACAGCAGAAAUGUUUCUCAAGAUAAUUGCAAUGGAUCCUUACUAUUAUUUCCAGGAAGGUUGGAAUAUUUUUGAUGGUUUUAUUGUAACACUUAGCUUGGUUGAACUUGGUCUUGCAGAUGUGGAAGGACUAUCAGUACUUCGAUCAUUCAGAUUGUUACGAGUUUUUAAAUUGGCAAAAUCUUGGCCAACACUAAAUAUGUUGAUAAAAAUCAUUGGUAAUUCCGUGGGAGCUCUGGGGAAUCUGACCCUGGUGCUGGCCAUCAUUGUGUUCAUUUUCGCUGUGGUUGGGAUGCAGCUGUUUGGGAAAAACUACAAGGAAUGUGUCUGCAAAAUUGCAAGUGACUGUGUGCUUCCUCGCUGGCACAUGCAAGAUUUUUUCCACUCCUUCCUGAUUGUAUUCCGAGUGCUGUGUGGAGAAUGGAUAGAAACAAUGUGGGACUGCAUGGAGGUUGCUGGCCAAGCCAUGUGCCUUACAGUCUUCAUGAUGGUCAUGGUGAUUGGAAACCUAGUGGUACUGAAUCUAUUUUUGGCCUUGCUCUUGAGCUCAUUUAGUGCAGACAACCUUGCUGUGACAGAUGAUGAUAAUGAAAUGAACAAUCUCCAGAUCGCUGUGGCAAGAAUGCAGAAAGGCAUAGAUUAUGUGAAAAGAAAAGCACGUGAAUUCAUCCAAAAAGCCUUUGUUAAAAAACAGAAAGCUUUAGAUGAAAUCAAGCCGCUUGAAGAUUUAAACAACAAAAAUAGCUGUAUUUCCAACCAUACAACUGUGGAGUUAAGCAAGGACCAUGACUAUAUUAAAGAUGCAAAUGGAACCACCAGUGGUAUAGGCACAGGCAGCAGUGUGGAAAAAUACAUAAUUGAUGAGAGUGAUUAUAUGUCAUUUAUAAACAACCCAAGCCUCACUGUGACAGUGCCCAUUGCUGUGGGUGAAUCCGACUUUGAAAAUCUAAACACAGAAGAAUUUAGUAGUGAAUCAGACCUGGAAGAAAGCAAGGAGAAGUUAAAUUCAUCUAGUUCAUCUGAAGGCAGCACAGUUGAUAUUGGACUUCCUGCAGAAGAACAACCAGAAGCUGAACCUGAAGAAGCCCAGGAGCCAGAGGCCUGCUUCACAGAAGGCUGUGUAAGAAGGUUCAAGUGCUGUCAAGUAAGUAUAGAAGAAGGGAGAGGAAAGCAGUGGUGGAACCUUAGAAAAACCUGCUUCAGGAUUGUUGAACACAACUGGUUUGAGACUUUCAUUGUCUUUAUGAUUCUCCUCAGUAGUGGAGCUCUGGCUUUUGAAGACAUUUAUAUUGAACAACGUAAAACUAUCAAGACCAUGCUGGAAUAUGCUGACAAAGUCUUCACUUACAUCUUCAUUCUGGAAAUGCUGCUGAAGUGGGUGGCCUAUGGCUACCAAACAUAUUUCACUAAUGCCUGGUGCUGGCUGGACUUCCUCAUUGUCGAUGUCUCUUUGGUUAGCUUAACAGCAAAUGCAUUGGGUUACUCUGAACUGGGUGCCAUUAAGUCCCUUAGGACACUAAGAGCUUUGAGACCUCUAAGAGCUCUGUCACGAUUUGAAGGCAUGAGGGUGGUUGUGAAUGCCCUUUUAGGAGCAAUUCCAUCCAUCAUGAACGUGCUUCUCGUUUGUCUUAUAUUCUGGCUAAUUUUCAGCAUCAUGGGAGUAAAUUUGUUUGCUGGAAAGUUCUACUACUGUGUUAACACCACAACUGAUGAAAGGUUUGAAGUCGACCAGAUCAACAAUUUUAGUCAGUGCGAGGAACUCAUAAAAAACAAUCAAAGUGCCCGAUGGAAAAACGUGAAAGUAAACUUUGAUAAUGUAGGAUUUGGGUAUCUUUCUUUACUUCAAGUAGCUACAUUUAAAGGCUGGAUGGAUAUUAUGUAUGCAGCUAUUGACUCAAGAGAUGUGUUACAGCAACCCAAGUAUGAAGACAACUUGUAUAUGUACUUGUAUUUUGUCAUCUUUAUAAUUUUCGGGUCUUUUUUCACCCUGAAUUUGUUCAUUGGUGUCAUUAUUGACAACUUCAAUCAGCAAAAAAAGAAGUUUGGAGGUCAAGACAUAUUUAUGACAGAAGAGCAGAAGAAAUACUACAAUGCAAUGAAAAAGCUGGGAUCCAAAAAACCACAAAAACCUAUACCAAGACCAGGGAAUAAAUUCCAAGGCAUGGUUUUUGAUUUUGUGACACAGCAAGUAUUUGACAUCAGCAUCAUGAUUCUUAUUUGUCUUAACAUGGUUACCAUGAUGGUAGAAACAGAUGACCAGAGCAAAGAAAUGGAAAAUAUUUUAUACUGGAUAAACCUCGUGUUCAUUGUCCUUUUCACUGGAGAAUGUGUCCUGAAAUUAAUUUCACUUCGCCAUUACUACUUCACUAUAGGCUGGAACAUUUUUGAUUUUGUAGUUGUCAUUCUCUCUAUAGUAGGAAUGUUCUUAGCUGAGAUGAUUGAGAAGUACUUUGUAUCUCCCACACUAUUCAGAGUCAUCCGGCUUGCCAGAAUCGGUCGAAUCCUGCGCCUCAUUAAAGGCGCUAAGGGAAUCCGCACUCUGCUUUUUGCUUUGAUGAUGUCUCUUCCUGCUUUGUUCAACAUUGGGCUGCUGCUCUUCCUGGUCAUGUUCAUCUACGCCAUAUUUGGCAUGUCCAACUUUGCAUAUGUCAAGAGAGAAGAUGGGAUUGAUGACAUGUUCAACUUUGAAACGUUUGGCAACAGCAUGAUCUGCCUGUUUCAGAUCACCACGUCCGCUGGCUGGGACGGUUUGCUGGCCCCAAUUCUGAACAGUGGGGAACCAGACUGUGACCCUAACAAAGCUCACCCGGGGAGCUCUGUGAAAGGUGACUGUGGCAACCCUUCUGUUGGGAUUUUCUUCUUUGUCAGCUACAUUAUCAUAUCCUUUCUGGUAGUGGUGAACAUGUACAUUGCUGUGAUUUUGGAGAACUUCAGUGUUGCUACUGAAGAAAGCGCUGAACCCUUGAGUGAGGAUGACUUUGAGAUGUUCUAUGAAGUCUGGGAGAAGUUUGAUCCUGAUGCAACACAAUUCAUAGAAUUCAAGAAAUUAUCAGAUUUUGCAGCAGCACUAGAGCCACCUCUCCACAUACCAAAACCAAACAAAGUCCAGCUUAUUGCAAUGGACCUGCCCAUGGUGAGCGGUGACAGAAUUCACUGCCUUGACAUCUUGUUUGCUUUCACAAAGCGUGUAUUGGGGGAAAGUGGGGAGAUGGACGCCCUCAGAAUACAGAUGGAAGAUCGAUUUAUGGCAUCCAAUCCCUCUAAAGCUUCCUAUGAACCCAUUACAACCACACUGAAAAGAAAGCAGGAGGAGGUGUCUGCUGUCAUCAUUCAGCGUGCUUAUAGACGUCACCUUUUAAAACGAACAGUAAAACAAGCUUCCUUUAUCUAUAACAAAAAUAAAACUGAAGGUGGGGCUGGUCAGGGUAUGAAAGAUGAAAUCCUUAUUGACAAAUUAAAUGAAAACUCAUUUACAGAGAAAACAGAUAUAACCGCAUCAACAGCAGUUUGUCCACCUUCUUAUGAUCGUGUAAUAAGGCCAGUCAAAGAAAAGCAUGAAAAGGAAGAUAAAGAUGGUCAGAAAUAA